AUGACCCGAGGAUCGUCGGGAGAAGAGAAAGAGAAAGAAUCAGCGGGCGGCACCGCCAAAGACGCCUCGAAAGAGAGAAGCGAAGAAGUUGGCCAGAGCCGCCCCACCCCCCAAUCGCCGAAUGCCACAGUAGAAAUGGGGAAGAUCUUGAGCUCGGCCGGGAUUCAGAUCGUCUCGAUGGGACAGAUCCGACCCGUGCAUCGGGCAUGAAGCGAGAACGACGAUCGAGUUUUCCGUCGGGUGCGAGAGAAUGCGUCAUUUGAGACCGCGAGUUCUUGAAGCUCAAAGGACAAAGCAGUCUUUGGACCGGUUCGUUCGGCAAUCGAGUCUCGGGUCGAGUGCAGCCCAGGGGUGUCAAACACACGGUUCAUCAGGCCCGCCGUCGGUUCGAGAAAUUUCCGCUUGGAUUGACCUUCAGCACAAAUUUCA
Molecule: messenger RNA, 429 nt
Organism: Darwinula stevensoni
Lineage: Eukaryota; Metazoa; Arthropoda; Ostracoda; Podocopida; Darwinulidae
Source: the annotation of a GenBank genome assembly